This is a messenger RNA of Abrus precatorius (Indian licorice), 3080 nucleotides long. RefSeq names its product receptor protein kinase-like protein At4g34220. The coding region runs from base 394 to 2691 and encodes 765 amino acids. The record is from RefSeq and is a predicted model, not a curated record. The transcript is spliced from 2 exons. Gene Ontology annotation, molecular function: protein kinase activity; receptor serine/threonine kinase binding; ATP binding. Gene Ontology annotation, biological process: protein phosphorylation. Lineage: Eukaryota; Viridiplantae; Streptophyta; Magnoliopsida; Fabales; Fabaceae.
AGUUAGGUUCAGUUCAUCGUUAUCAACUGCACGAAGAAGCAGAAUUUGCUUUCUGCUACCACUUUCCCUUCCCAACUCAACCCAAUUCCUCCUUCAUUUUCUUAGUACCCUUCAUUUAAUAAUUUUUCGUCCUCUACUCCUCUUACACCCUGUUUGUCUGCCAUUCUCUAACACAUCCUAGCUACUCCCAAAUAUGUUAUUUUUCCUACUAAUUCUCUAACUCCCCCAAGCACCACCAAUAACUGAUCCAAAGAUUUGGUGAACAGAAACAAGUUGUAUUGUAGUUGUUGACCAUAUCCUUUCACCUCUUUCUCUCUUCUCCUCCAUCCUAGCUCUUUUUCUACACCAUGAACUUGUAGUUGCCAAUAUGUUGUUGUAUCACCUCAGGGAAUCAUGAACCUUAACUCCAAUAAUCUCCAUUUGUGGUGGAGAGUCUCUUCCUUCCUUCUUCUACUGCUUCAAUCUGCCGCAGCUCUUAACUCUGAUGGGGUUCUCUUGCUUAAAUUCAAAUACUCCAUCCUCAGUGACCCGCUUUCAGUUUUAGAGAGCUGGAACUAUGAUGAUGCAACUCCAUGUUCAUGGGUUGGAGUCACAUGCACUGAAAUUGGAGCACCUGGCACCCCUGAUUUGUUCAGAGUAACUAGCUUGGUCCUUCCAAAUAGCCAGCUUUUGGGUUCCAUUGCUGAAGCCUUAGGCAUGAUCCAGUACCUUCGACACAUCGAUCUCUCCAACAACUUCCUCAAUGGGUCUCUACCCAACUCUGUCUUCAACUCUUCGCAGCUUCAAGUUCUUUCUCUCUCAAACAAUGUCAUCUCAGGAGAGCUACCUGACUUGGUUGGUAAAAUGACAAGGCUUCAAAUUCUCAACCUUUCUGACAAUGCCUUUGCUGGGUUGAUCCCAGAAAAUCUCACUGCUUUACAAAACUUAGCCGUUGUUUCUUUGAAAAGUAACUAUUUUUCUGGUAGUGUCCCAAGUGGGUUCAACUAUGUGGAGAAUUUGGAUCUGUCCUCCAAUUUGCUCAAUGGUUCUCUUCCAAAUGACUUUGGUGGUGAAAACUUGCGCUACUUGAACCUCUCUUAUAACAAGAUUUCAGGAACAAUACCACCAACAUUUGCCAAACAGAUUCCUGAAAACACCACAAUUGACCUCUCCUUCAACAAUCUGGCAGGCCCAAUACCAGGGUCCGGGGCUUUGCUCAACCAGAAAACUGAGUUCCUAUCAGGAAAUGCUGAUCUUUGCGGUAAGCCUCUAAAGAUUCUAUGCACUGUCCCCUCUACUAUGUCCACUCCUCCACCCAAUGUCACCGAUUCUUCACCAGCAAUUGCAGCCAUACCCAAAACAAUUGACUCAAACCCUUCAACAAACACCACAGGAAGCUCAAACGGUUCUCAGAAUGUGUCAGCAAGUGGCCUAAAACCCGCUACCAUAGCAGGAAUUGUGGUAGGAGACUUGGCUGGCAUGGCCCUUUUGGCCCUCAUCAUUCUCUUCGUCUACCAACAGAGAAAGAAAAGAGAUCCAAAAACGAGCACUGAUGCGGUUACUAUUAUCACCAACUCAGAAAAGGAGGAAAGCGUGGCAAAACAAGAAGCAGAAGCGAGAACAGUUACACACUCUCUUCCAUGUUCUUGCUUAACAAUCAAAGAGGAAGAAACUUCAGAAGCAACAACCUCUGAUAGUGACCAUGAGAACAAUACUGCAGUGGACAUAAUCACAGCACAAAACGGGAACCUUCCAAGAGAAGGCACUCUUGUUACGGUCGACGGGGAAACAAGGCUUGAGCUUGAGACUUUGCUUAAGGCUUCAGCGUAUAUUUUGGGAAAUAGCCGAGUAAGCAUCGUGUACAAAGCAGUGCUCGAAGAUGGAAGAACAUUUGCUGUUAGAAGGAUUGGUGAGUGUGUGAUUGAGAGAAUGAAGGACUUUGAGAACCAAGUGCGUGCCAUUGCAAAGCUUCGCCAUCAAAACUUGCUUAAGGUUCGUGCCUUUUGCUGGGGUCAAGAAGAAAAACUUGUAAUCUGUGACUAUGUUCCCAAUGGCAGCCUCGCUACCGUCGGUUACAGAAGAACGGGUUCGUCUCCUAUGAACUUGUCCUUGGAGAUGCGGUUGAAGAUUGCAAAAGGGGUAGCACGAGGCUUGGCCUUCAUUCAUGAGAAGAAACACGUGCAUGGCAAUGUUAAACCGAGCAACAUCUUGUUAAACUCAGAAAUGGAACCCAUAAUCAGCGAUUUUGGGUUGGACCGGCUUCUCUUGAAUGAUAUUAACCACGGUUCAGCUAGGCAAUUAAUGGUGAACCAAAGAACCCAACAAGACCCUCCUCCAUUUGGUUCAUCGUCGUCUAGUAGUGUGACCCAAAUGCCCUAUCAAGCACCAGAGUCAUUUCAGAACAUGAAACCAAACCCCAAAUGGGACGUGUAUUCUUUUGGGGUGGUCUUGUUGGAGCUUCUCAGUGGGAGGGUUUUCUCGGACCGGGAAUGGGAGCAGUGGCAUGAACCCGGUUCAGUGGAAGAUGAGAAAAACAGGGUUUUAAGGAUGGCUGACGUGGCAAUAAGGUGUGAGAUGGAAGGGAGGGAAAAUGUGAUAAUGGUAUGCUUCAAGUUAGGACUUAGCUGUGCCUCUCUUGUCCCACAAAAGAGACCGUCCAUGAAAGAGGUUUUACAAGUCUUAGAGAAGAUACCUUCUGCUUCCGCUAAUUAAUUCUUCAACAUAAACAUAAUGAUGAUGAUGUAUCUUGCAACCCGUUUUUAGGUCAUGCUGAUUGGCCUUUUCCAUCUGUUGUUGACUUGAAUUAGCAUGGAAUGAGGAAAAGAUUAGGGAGAAGUGUUAGUUUAUGCGAGGUAACAAUGAUUGUAACUUUGACUAAAUCGAAUCGAAUCCUUGUCUCUAUAAUUAAGGUGAUUUUAGUGGAGACCAUAGGCAUGGGCAUACAUUGCCGAUGUUGCUGACUAUUAAGCUUCCGCAAGAGGCGAUGAAUGUUUAUUCGUACAUGUGAAUGAUGUGAGGAUGAGUGCUUAAUUUAGGCUCCACAAAAUUUUGGGCUGUGUGGAUCUAAAGUUUUUGGUAUAAUAAUGUGCACUCCAUGAUUG